This is a messenger RNA of Racocetra persica, 185 nucleotides long. Lineage: Eukaryota; Fungi; Glomeromycota; Glomeromycetes; Diversisporales; Gigasporaceae. The record is from the annotation of a GenBank genome assembly.
CAAGAUUUAAUUCUAAUACACAAUCUACACAAAACAUCUUUUGUGAAUGUAAAAACCAGAUAGAACAAAAACAAUAUGCAAGACAUAUAUCACGUGCUGAAGAAACGCCUGUAGCCAAAUCUCUGAAAGCCUUUAUGAAUAAAAAAACUGUUUGGCAAAAAAAGCUUAUACCUGCUAUAUUGUGA